Phycomyces blakesleeanus NRRL 1555(-) is the source of this 366-nucleotide messenger RNA. RefSeq lists its product as hypothetical. Lineage: Eukaryota; Fungi; Mucoromycota; Mucoromycetes; Mucorales; Phycomycetaceae. The transcript has 5 exons. The coding region runs from base 1 to 366 and encodes 121 amino acids. The record is from RefSeq and is a predicted model, not a curated record.
AUGGUUGAAAGAUAUAAAAACGUCGGGGUAUUUAAUAAGUGCAACUAUGAGUGGACUGUAUCGGAAUGGUCCAAGAUACCUUUGAAUACGAUUUCAGAAAGCCUGUUCUUUAAUCUCAAGAAUAAUGAAUGCAAUGUCCAGUCUCUUGGGAUAUUCGUCUUGGUAGGAAAGAAAGUUACAGAAAGUGACAAAGAAGAUUCUACCGAGAAAAUCAAAGUUUCUUUAUCUAUAAUAAAGCCAGAUAAUUUAGAAGUAAGGACUCCAAAUGGACGUGUAUAUUAUGGAACCACUACAUUGAAAAAAGUGCAAACGUAUGUCACUGGCGACAAACUUACUUUUUCUAUCGGUGUGUCUCUUGAAGGAUAA